Molecule: messenger RNA, 14267 nt
Organism: Porites lobata
Lineage: Eukaryota; Metazoa; Cnidaria; Anthozoa; Scleractinia; Poritidae
Source: the annotation of a GenBank genome assembly
AUGGCAUCUGCUUUACAGAAGGCUCAAACGCAUGAAGACCGAGUGCAUGGAUCUCGCAAAGUGCAAGUCACUAUUUUGGGAUCUCAAUGGGGACCAAGUAAUGAGGGGCUUUCCACCAUAAACAGAGAAUUAGCCAUUCAGUUAGCCAAGUUCCCUGCGGUGGAAAUCACUUUCUUUUUACCAAAAUGCAGUCAAGAGGACAGAAAGAUAGCCCUGGAACACAAAGUAAAGAUCGUGGAGGCGACGCCUCUGCCUGGCUUUGAACAAUUGGAUUGGCUUUGCUUUCCGCCGAAAGAUUUGCAAAUCGACAUUAUCGUAGGUCAUGGAGUUAAACUCGGUAAACAAGCACAAAUCAUUAAAGACCUUAAAACGUGCAAAUGGUUCCAAGUGGUACACACAGACCCUGAGGAGCUUGGGAUGUUUAAAAACGUUUCUAAUCCAAUUUCAAAGGGGGAAGAAAAACACAAGACCGAAGUAGAACUGUGUAAAAUGGCUGACCAUGUUGUAGGAGUUGGACCCAAGUUGAGCGAGGCCUUUCGCUCGUACCUUUGUGGCUGUAAUAAAGAUGGCAAUGUCUUUGACUUCACUCCUGGAGUAUUUGAAGAGUUUAAGGCUGUGAGGCAGGCUCCUAACCAAAGGCAACAACGCAGUGUCUUGGUAUUUGGUAGUGGAGACGUAGACGAUUUCGAAUUAAAAGGGUUUGACAUCGCUGGGAAAGCGAUUGCCGCAUUGCAAGAUACUCGUCUUAUGUUUGUUGGGGCACCGGAUGGAAAACACGAAGAAAUAGCAAAGCGGUUAAUCGAGUGUGGCGUUCCUGCAAGUCGACUGAGAGUUAGAGGAUUUGCUCAAGACCGAGAGAGUUUGAAGCGCUUAUUCCAAGAGGUGGAUCUUGCAGUCAUGCCUUCGAGAACAGAGGGGUUUGGACUAACAGGACUCGAGGCAAUGUCAGCUGGUCUCCCUGUGCUCAUCAGCAGCAACUCUGGUUUUGGAGAAGCACUAUGCAGUGUAACUUUUGGUUCAGCAUCUGUGAUUGAGUCAGAGGACCCCACAGUGUGGACCGCAGCCAUCAAGAAGGUCUGGUCCAAGGACAGAAAAUGUCGACUUAAGGAGGCGGUGACCCUGCGUGAUAACUAUGGCAUGGAAUACGACUGGACCGAACAGACAAAAGAGUUAGUUGACAGGAUGAUCAGCCUGACUCAUGGUAGGAAUGUCAAUUAUAUUUUCUUCAGUGGCACAUUAUUAGGAAACAAUAGAAAGAAAAAUGAAAAGAAACAAAAAUAGGAUCUAGCUCUUACAAGUUUGGCCCUGAAGUCUUGAUAAAAAUGUUCGCGAAUUCCUAUCUGAACCUUAUGCUGAUAACAGCAAAACUGUAACGUUUAUAAUUUUUUCUGUUACAUUGUUUUCAGCGGAAUGGUCUGUAGAGAGCGGUCGUCAUACCGUUCGGUCGUAGGCUUUAUUUGCAGUACUUCACAUAUAUGAUUAUAGUUAUACAAACAUAAUCCCCGCAAUAGCAUGUUUUCUCCAUUUUGUUGCAAUAGAAGAUUCUCCAAAGGCCCGGAGCUCCUUAGGCAUGAUUGACGACCAUGAAGGUAUCUUCGUAGAAAGCUUGUGUAGAAAUAAUUUCUGCCUAUUUUUAACCAAGUGGGAGAAGCAGAGGAGGCGUACGAGAGCGAGCAAAAAAUAGGGACGGGGAGAGGAAUAGAACGCCGGCCGCUAAGCUUCCAUCCCAGGAAUACACAUCCUAAUAUUAUACCCAACAAAUGUCCGCCCCGGGGAGGAAUGGGUACACCUGGAAUUGACUGAACCUUAAGUUUCAAGGAGAUAAUCAUUGUAACCAAAGCUUGUUUUUUAAGAGCCCUCUAUCGAAAUUGUCAACAACACAAUAACAAACUCUUAUGACGACGAGCAGCUUGUUUCAGAAACUUCCCUUAGUAGUGACUGUGAAAUGAAAGCUGAUGCUGCAUCAGAAAAUCCAACUAAAAUAUCCAUGAAUACAGACUCUCAGUCUCAAAAUAGCCGUAAGGAUAACAUGUCAGAAUUCUCUUGUAAUCCAGGUAUGCAAAAACAUGAGUUGUUUCUCUUGCUAGUGCUGACUAGUACACUACUAUAUCUAAAGGGGAGAAGUGAUUGUUAGAGUAUUCAAAGGUACUUUUUCCAACAGGACUUGAUACCAUUUUUGCUCGUACUGUAGAUGUGUAUUAUUAAUAACAGUAAAACUUAUAUAGCCCCGAUAUCAAUGGACGCUUGAUGGGCGCCAUUUUCAUCAGCGGUUAAAAAAAAACGUUUUUAAAUAAGUAUUUAAAUAUAUAAAAGAUAUGAAUAUGUCGAGCACUAAAAUUAGAAAAAUUACUUUGCGUACUAAAACUGUACUAACUGCAUAAAACCUACUAAAAACGAGCAAAAACGUUACAUCAAAUUACAUAAAAGCUUUCUGGAACGAAAAUGGCUUGAGUGCCUUCUUAAAAAUCAGGGGCACCCAACGACUCUUUUCUGUAAAAUAUCUGUUAGGAGAAGUAAAUCUUGCUUAGAAUUUUCUGUUGCUUGAAUACGGCUAAUAAUUUCUAGAUGAACGUUCCAUUCAGGUACUAUUUUCAAAGCUUAUCUACAAAUUCCUUUCGAUUUUCUGAAGUUUAAUUUUUUCAUAUUUUACUGUUUUACUUAUGUUAGGCUAAUUUUCGUAGAAAAAGAACAUCUAGAAUUUUCGGAUUCAAAAAAGUGGUGGAGAGAGGAAUAAGAAAAAUUAAACUUUUCGGGAAAAUAACACUGUAGUCCUUGAAAUUUCGAAAAGCCUCAAAUUCCCGUGGGAUGACCGAACAGAUGCAAAUUUUAUAUCGCCACUUAGAAUACAUUUCUAGAAAUCUAAAAGUACUCUGGAUAUCCUAAAAAGGCUUUUCAAUGCAUUUAGGGGGGAACCGUCGUUGGUUGCCCUUGAAAAAUGGCAACUGAGGGGCUUCUCUAUAUCGCAAAAGGAAGCAAAUUCCAAAGUUUAGGAGCAGCAACAGCAACAGAGGGAUCUCCUAACGUGGUUCGAGUCCUGAAUUCUCCGCUAUGCCGGCCUUUAGAAAUAUUUUCAAAAAUAUAUGCCAACAAAAUUCCCAGUUUUGCAAAUUGUAUCUCUCAUCGAAUUGCUAUUUCUUAGACAUUCAAGUAUGUGUCUAAUGUGAAUCUGUGAUAUCGCCCUAAAGUUCGCUUGUGGGGGCUUGGAUGAAUUUGUUAAUGCUCUUUGGCUGUGGUGAAUUUGCUUGAGUAGACAUUCUGUAAUAAUCAAUACCUUGAAAAGAGCCGUCUCUUAACUGCAGGUACUUCAAGUGAGGAUAGUGGAAUCUCUUUUAAGAAGCAUAUGCCCUCCAACAUAGCUAGUCAUGAAGGUACAUCUUCCCUGGGGAAGGAACCUCUUAACAGCUGGAGUAUGCAAAGCAUUGCAGGAUCAACUUCUAGUAUAGGUAAAUGGAACAAGCUAAUUAUUCUGAUAGUUUGGUGCAGUAGUAAUGAAGGUUCAGGAAUAGUGUUUUUCUUAAAAGACGGCCCACCUGGAUAUUAAGGGGCAAAAACUUCGAAGUUUUAGCAUUUAACUAUGAUAUUAAAAAAAAAAAGUCACCCCGUUAAACCUCGUUUUUUCGGACACUUUCCUUGUCCCUGGGUAAAGCCCUUACAUUUUCUUUAAAUUCUCGUAAUACAACUGUAUAACCGAGUAGGAACCGUUUUGGAAUGUAAUCUUAAAAUGGAUCUACUGUAUAGUACUUUAAAAAGUUAUAAUGUUAGUUUUUAUCAUCGAAUUUACUCUGAAUUCCUAUAAUUGCUUCUUGAGCUUAAAUUUUUUGUGCUCACCUUUUAAAAUUGUAUUGGAAGUUGUUAAAGUGGAUUUAAAUGCAUGAAAAGAUCUGUGAUGUGUAGAAUAAGGGUCUCCACCACAUUUAAGGGUCACAGUUGUCUACUUGGGACUUUGUUUCACACGGGUGGUUAUGGGUGGUCGAAUUGUGAACGAGUCACUAAAACAUAUGUAUACACUAUUUUCUAAGAAGCUUAUAAUAAAGGAUUGAUCUACAUACUGCUCGGUACUGAGACAUUGUUCAGAUCCGGGAAUGCUGGGUAUUGUAAAUUGAUUAUUAACUAUAGUGGUUGCUUUUUCGAAAAUUAGUUAAUACAACGAACAAAUUUCCUCAGUCCCUUGGCACUUCGUUAAAUUGUGGUGCUACUAUAAUCACCGCCUGUUUUCGACCAUUUUGUUUCACAGAAGAGGAUUCUUUAAAGGCUGCGAGCUCCUUGGAAACAAAGAGCCAGGCUUUUCAGGGGACGGAAAGAAUGACAGCGGACCAUAACGGUAUUAUGGCAGACUUAUAAUCAAUGAAAUCGAGGGUGAUGUUGUCUAUGAACGUGUGUUCAUAGGCAAAAGGGAUUCUGUGUGGUACAUACGUGUACAUGCAUAAGUACACAUAAGUUUUAAACUAUUUUACUACUAAAUAUAGCAGUACACGGUGUUCCUCCUCAUUAUCUAUCGAGCCUUUUAGGAAGUAUAAUUGAAACAUAUUCACUAAAUCAAUCUUCAUAUACAUGCUACUUCGUUGUUUAAUGUUUUUUUACCUAUAUUUAAACUGAAGUAGUCGAAAUUGUGAAAUUACUCAAUAAAAAGUUCGUCUCCUCUUGGCAGACCUUUGAUGAAAAAAUUCCACACCCACAGGGAACUCACAACCUGAUAAACGCCUAACCCUGUCCAGGGAGAGGAAAGGCACACUUGGAACUUACUGAGCCUUAUGUUUCAAUGAAUUUAUUUUUUGUAACCAUGGCUUGUUUUCGCAGAGGCUUUUACGGAAAAUAACAGUAAGCCAAGAAUGUACUCCCCUGUUGGCGAGAAGCUCGUUUCAGAAACGGCCGUUGAUAGUAACUGUGAAAAGAAGGCUGAUGCUGUACCAGGAAAUCAAACUAAAAUAUUUACAGUCUCUCAGUCACAAAACAGCCGUAAGCGUAAAAAGCCAGAAUCUUCUGGUGAUCCAGGUAAACUAUAACAUGAUUUGUUUUCCUUGCUAUUGCCUACUAGUACAUUUAUAAAGGGUAUUACCCAAAGGUGCUUUUUUUGCACAGAACUUGUUAUCGUUACACUGUAGUAGUGUAAUUCAUUGCCCACUUUAAUUAUCUGCUCAGGUUUAACACCAGAUUUUAUCCUGCGUUCGAAAAUGCUGUAAAUCUGGUAGCUUAGAAAACAUCCGAUGUGUCACUACCGUGACACAUCAUCAGUGUGGAAUUUCUGCACUCAUCCUUUGAGGUCAUUUCGUAGAGAAAGCAGUGGCGGCGUCGCGAAAUGUCAGCUGUUUUCUUCAGGGUACAAAUCUGGCGACCAAUGCAAGGUAUUGACUUUCGAACGAUGUAUAGUAGUCUAGGAUACAUUUCUCGCGAUAUUUUGCUUUUCGUUAAUAGAGAAAUUUAUUUCUCGGGGCGUUUUCUUUUCCUUCAGAAAUUAUUACAAAGCACUUUUUUCAAGAAAUAAGUGAUGAACAGAGCAAAAUAGUCCAUGAAACUCUCCAACGACAAAUACUAGUGUACUUCCAACAUCGUACAAUUGCAACCUCAGAAGGAGUGUCUGGCCUUAUUGAAUAUAUAAAGAAGACGCACAACGUGGCCUUGGAAUCUGUGGGUUUGGGAUCUCUGGAAAUAACGUUUUGGUGCACUUCCUUGGAGAGCCUUGAAAGUUUGUGGAGUGAUUAUCAUUCUGGUCACCUUAAUGACAUUGCUGAGAGAUACCUUGUGACUGAUGACAUAAAGAAGAAACUGAACUUGGAGAGUGUCAGGUUGAAGACAAUUAUCGAAAAUGAAAACUACCGGAUUUGCAAGAGGAUUUUAAUGGAAAAAUCAUGUGAGUUUAAAAGCUCUUCGUAAGCUAUUGAAUGUCUGCUGUUUAGGCUCAAACAAUUGAAAGCUGAAAUCAAAUGCAAAAAAAGUGAUUAAUACCAUUUGCUUACGUUGGCCAACAUUGACUGGUUAUCUUUUCUGCUGCAAACCUGAUUACGUUGCUCUUUGUUUCUUACGAAAAAUGUUACAUUUUCACAGCAGCAAUCUUGCUGCAUUAUCGUAACGAUGGUCAGCUUAUCGAGCUCAUAUAGUUACCUUCCUAAAAACGUUUUCGCAAACAGACGGAAAAAUGAUAAUGCAUUAAAACAAUUAAUCGACAUACUGUUUACCAGCAGUGCAGUAAUUUAUCAACCUGUGUACAGCCCCCGUCUCCUCGGGAAAAAACUCGAAGCUUUCCUGAUUUUUUUCUGAGCGAAGAGAGUGGCUGUACACAGGUGAUAAAUUUAUUUACUGUGAUCAUUUUCGGGGACAGUACAUUCACAACAGAUGAACUUAAUGCAUAUUUGUUAUUUCAUUCUCUGUUAUCAGUCGGCAGUGACUUUUCUCCUUCAACUCAGUCAGAUCAAGAAGCAGCUUUACUAGCAGCUGACACAAGCUCAGAUGUUUCUGAGGUAGGCCGCUUUGUAGUUGUGAUUAAACAUGAAACAGGUGAAGAUCAAGAUGAAAAAGAAAUCGAGGGGCGAGUCCAGGCCGUUUCCUAAACAACAGUUACAUAAAAGACCGCACCCAACGAGAAUAUAGUUCAAAACCACUUAAACAUAGCAUUGUCGUACGUAUUUUAGUAUUUAAAAGGCAGGUAUAGACAUAUUGUUAUCCCCUAAAAAUUUUUCACCUGUUCGGAUUUCCUAGCUGAAAGUCUAGUGAUCCGAAAAUUAUAGGGAUCAAAACAUACCUUUUCGAAAAUUUCAGUCAGAAAAAAGGCUCCCAAAAAUUCUAGGUGACCUUUUUAGGGUAAAAAUCCGUUAAAAAUGGGCAAUUAACCAUUUUUAAGAUGUUAGAAAAUCCAAGGAGAGGCAGGCAAGCAGGAAAUUUUACAACAAGUGUUCGGAAAAUUCUAGAUCUGAAAUCGUCUUCCAAACAGAUAUUUUCCGAAAAUUGACGUUGGGUGCCCCUGACAUAAGUGCUGAUGAAGAGAUUUUGGUCGUAUUCUUGAUUUAAGUGUAUUGUGUGGAGUCGCACUCUGCAUUUUAAUGACUUUCCAGUCAAUUCUGCAGAAAAAAUAACUUUUAACCUGUUGGAAUUCGGAGUACAAUCAAUCAAUAAAUAUCAAUAUCAAUAUCAAUAAUUUAUUUCACCGCGUUAUAGUCUAAGAGCACAAGUGCUCGUUCAAAGUACGAACGUGCAUUAAAAAAUCUACAAUUAUAGUAAUAACUAGGUAUACCUAUCGAUAGAGUGCCAACGAGCAAAUCAUGCGUAUUUUGCUUAGGAAUAAAAUUCCUUUUUUUUUCGCCAUUUGACCGUUUCUUGAUCCCUUCCUUAAGGAAGUCCAGCUACAAAUCUACUGUCGGUUCGGUAUCACAUUGUUGAUAAAUAUUUGCACAGUUUAAUCAUUUAAACCUCCUUUCAAAUUUCCCGAGGUUUUUUGUUAUCGGAUUGAAACUUAGAAUGAUUCACUGGGCCAUAUGAAAUGUUUCCAAGGACAUGCGAUGUACGGCACGUCGGUAUUUAAUUUUAGUUCAUUAUUUUUAUACUGAACUCGGCCACGUUUCGAAAAAAAUGGCGUUGUUUUCUUUUCCUUUGUCGUUCGCUUUAGGCGUGUAAUUCGUUUUUGUUCUCAUUGUUUUUGUUUGCUGGUUAGAUUUUUUCCUCAACACCAGAUUUUCCAACUGAAGCGACCGCAUUCUUCGUGUCAAGCUUUCCUUAUCUCCUCGUGUAAUCUGAUCCUUUUUAGUGGUGAGAAUAUUGCUUGCUGCACAUAGAACACUUUUGCUGUUUUACAAACUUCUCUUCGUUAAAACUUAACAUUAUGGCCCUUAAAAUUAAUAGAAUAUAUCAAGUGUUCAUGUCUCUUAACUGCGGUGGCCGGGUUUGACGAAAAAAUUUAGGUAAAUAAACACAGGAAGUCGCGACGGCGGGAAGUGUGUGAAAUUUUGUUUGUUAUUCAACUUGAGCCCUCGCGCCAGGUACUACCUUUUGAUUGGUUCACAACUGACCACUUGGUCUCAGGGGAAUCUACAUUACAUUAGGUUACACUUUUUUCAACUUGAUCGAGAAUUUUUCUGCCUAUUGCCCAGUCUUGCGCGGCUCUAUUCUGCUGCCGCCUCGCCAUCCGAGCGUCUUCGCUCGGAUGGCUUGUUGGCAAUAAUAUCUAGCAUUAAAAAAAAUUAAAUCUACAAUCUAUAAUCUAUGUAAACAUGAAUAUAAAAAAUUAUAAAAAUUACAAAAAAAAAAUUCAAAAUAUAAAAAUUACAGCUGAAUUGAUCUUAGCUUACACUUAAAAAUAUUAACAUUAUCGGCCAGCUUAACAUCUUCUGGAAGUUUAUUCCAUAGUUGAGCCCACUUGUAAGUAAAAGAGUUCCUCAUAAAAUUAAGAUUAAAUUUGGGAACGCAAAGAUUAACACCAUUUCCUCUUAAACUGUAAGACUUCUCUCUUACGCUAAAAAAGUCUCUUAGGUAUUUCGGUCCUAUAUUCGUAAUCCAUUUAAAUGAUAGGAUCAGGGAUUUCUGCUUUUUCUUGCACUCUAAGAUUAAGUUUAGAGGCAAGUAGUCUUCUUAAGAACUGAUUUUUAUGUCACUCUUAUAAUAUGUGUAAGGUGCAUGUGUGAAUACACUAAGAAACGUUAUGGCAGUCAUAAAUGAAUGUUUCUUUUGCAAAUACAAUUACUAGCUCCGCCAUAGAGAACUUUCAGUAAAUUGUCACUCUGUUAUUCGUCCUAGAAUAAGAAGCAGUUCCUGACCCAUAUGGAGAGAGCUGAGAGAGCGAAAGUAAGUUUGCUGAGAUAUUUAGGUUGCGUUCCUUUUAGCCAAACUUUUUUUCCGGAUAUAGGCAAUCCAGAAGGUUGUAUUGUCGUGGUAGGUAGAACAAAAAUCUUGAAUAAGAUUGAUCCAUACGGUAGUUGGCUGCGGCACUGAUCUCCUUCGCAAUGUCCUCGCAACGCUUUUGAGUUUUCCCGCUAAUUGAAGCGUCUUCUCGUAGACUCGGUAGUUGGCUCGGCUGGAAGGGUGACUCUCUUUCUCUAUCAACAGGGUCCAAAUCCCGGGUCCAAACAGAUCAAUUACGUUUGAAAUUUGUAGGAAAAUGAUGUAGCACGUAAAAAUAAUACGCUUGUUUCACAACCUGUCAAUACCUAGUUGGUAUCUAUAAAAGAAAUCGACUGCGCAACAGGAGCCAAUUUUUUUUUCUUUUUUGCCAGCACUGAGACGCCGACUUUAAGCGCGAGACACGUGCAAUGCAUGGGGAACAAGUUCUGCUGGCUAUAAAAGAAAUUUAAAAUAUCAAAUAAAGCAAGCCCGUUUCUAUUUCGAUUUCGAUGAUUCUAUUUCUUGUCGAAAACAAAGGUGAAAAAUCGUGUUAAAAUUUCGUGACAGUAAGGUAGCGUGACUUAAGCGUGUGACCGAUUUCCUGUCACACGCCAACUCGCCAAAGGUCAUACCAUCUUGUGCGAUGUUUAUUAUCUGCUGACGAAGAUUGAAGUGAUGAAACGUUUCAAAAUCAAAGUCACUAGUUUGCGAUGAAUUUUAAUUCCUUCAGUUUGUCUCCCGACUUAGGUAAACUCUUGUAACUUUUGCUUCUAAAUGACCGCAGUGACGUGCUGUGUCUUUUUAUUUCGAUUCACGGCCGGAUUGCCGGAUUGCUCGGACGCAGUUUCUGAACAAACGUACGUUUGUCGCAUGUCGUUUGGCUUUGUGAAUCAAACCGAUGCAACUGAAGUUGGAAAUAACCUUCCUCACUGUAAAAACGUGUUCCAAGCAGUGGUGAUUAAUCCUUUCACGUAAAACUUUUCUUUUAGUUUAGCAACCGUCCGCAAGCCGUCUAAUUUGGAUAAAUUUUCCCUAUUCAAUAGCUCUCACCGCUUGCUUUGGUGUCAGGAUAGUUUUUGAUUUCCAGAACUAAAACUUUCCAGUAAUUUAGUACAAUAGCCAAGCUACCAUUUUUUAUUGCUUUUAUGAUCAAGCGGCAUAUACCAGAGGCCUUUUAUAAUAGUCAAAGUUGGCCUUUAUUUUCUAGCAUGUCCAACGUCACAAAUAUGACCUAUUUACACUUGUCGAUAAUAAAAAUAUAAAACAUUGUUUUUCAAAUUUUCUUUUAGCAUUUUAAAUAGUAAGAACGAAAUAAUAAUUCGCUGAAGUUUCAAUAUCAGUGAAUGUUUCUUAUGCGUUCACCUUUCUCUCGAAGUUGCUGUUGUUUGCUGCCAUGUUUUGUGCAAAAAGCAGGCAAAAAAAUCGAUUUUUCAAACUUUUUCUAAUUUCUCCAUUAAAAUGAAUCGUUUGAACCCAAAACUAUGUUUCCUUAAAUUAGGUCACUAAAAGGGAUGUUUUGGAAAAAAAUAAAAAAAACCCGAUUUUUUGACGAGUGUCUUGCGAUUCUCGAUUUUCUCAGAAAAUGGCUCUUAAAUUGCAGUCAUUUAGACAUAACAACAUGCAUAUUUUGUACAAACAUUUAAUACCACUAACAUUCUUCCAAAAAAUUUUUUUUCCUUAAGGAAAUAAGAACCUCGGAAAUUCCUCAACACGUGUUUAAAAAGUAAUUUAUCUCUUCUACAUCAUUUUCCCUAGAUCAGUUUCACCCCGCAAUGGUUUUAUAAUCGGCACCGGUGUAUAAAGUAGAAAAACAUUGUACCGAACAUUCCGGGGAAUCAAGCAUAAACGGCGCUCGACGUCGCGACGGUGCUAUAGCGCGGGAACUUUAACAUGCUUUGAGGAAAAAUAGUCACUGUUCCGCGAUCCAAUCAGCAUUUAGCUUGCAAUGCGAACAGUAAAUUGAAAAUGAACGAUAAUGCAGCCUGUACAGUAGGACGGCGGCUUUUUUUGGACACAGUAAAUUUCCACAGUCGCUCGACACAUGACUAAAAAUAAACCUUUGCUAUAACAAACCACAAACUUUGAUUUCAACCACACUUUCACGACUUUGUAACAUAACCUCUCCUGGCAAAAAGCCUGCUACUCACCGUUGUUGCUCGCUUAUUCAAAGAUCAGCACGUCCGUCGUGGAAACUGAAACACAACAACAGAACAGUCUUAAUGUAAUAUUAAACAUGUAUUUAACCUUUCUCGCAAUGCAUUCUGGGAAAUCCGUGUUUAACUCGUGCGGGACACUUCACAUCCUGGCAAGUAAAUCAUAGCCAAAAACUUCGUUGGCCCUCUUUUCUUAUGUCCAAACUAACCAAUUUGCCCCUUAUUGCCUGCUGGAGACUUCUUCACGGUGUGCAGAGCUGGGCAGAGACGUUACGCAGCAUCCACCGGAUGGUCUCUCGGAUUGUGCCCGAAGCUCGGUUCUUUGAGCAACGAGCGCCCAUUUAAGCCUUCCCGGACUUAAUGAUGUCUAAGGCACUUUGCAAACUCGGCUCAUAUUAGUCCCCGUUUCGCACGAGCUCCGAUCAAAACCUCUCCGCUCACGAAGAGAGCCGUUGAAAUGAGGAAGAUACCGCGCAAACUCGAACCUUUCAAAACUAGAACGAGGGUUCUCCAUUGGUACCAAUGAUACGAUUGGUACCAAUGGAAAAGCACCCUAUUCCAAUGGUUCUAUUGCUGAAUAUGCAUCUCAUUAAGGGGACUUAGAUUAUUUUCUCAUGUGGUCUAGCUGGGUACAGGGCAAUUCCAAUGGUCCAUUGGUACCAAUGGAAAAACACCCUAUUCCAAUGGUUCUUUUGGUUAAUAUGCAUCUCAUUAAGGGGACUUAGAUUAUUCUCUAAUGUGGUCUGGCUGGGUACAGGGCAAUUCCAAUGGUCCAUUGGUACCAAUGGUACGAUUGGUACCAAUGGAAAAGCACCCUAUUCCAAUGGUUCUAUUGGUGAAUAUGCAUCUCAUUAAGAGGACUUAGAUUAUUUCCUGAUGUGGUCUAGCUGGGUACAGGGCAAUUCCAAUGGUCCAUUGGUACCAAUGGUACGAUUGGUACCAAUAGAAAAGCACCCUAUUCCAAUGGUUCUAUUGCUGAAUAUGCAUCUCAUUAAGGGGACUUAGAUUAUUUUCUCAUGUGGUCUAGCUGGGUACAGGGCAAUUCCAAUGGUCCAUUGGUACCAAUGGAAAAACACCCUAUUCCAAUGGUUCUUUUGGUUAAUAUGCAUCUCAUUAAGGGGACUUAGAUUAUUCUCUAAUGUGGUCUGGCUGGGUACAGGGCAAUUCCAAUGGUCCAUUGGUACCAAUGGUACGAUUGGUACCAAUGGAAAAGCACCCUAUUCAAAUGGUUCUAUUGGUGAAUAUGCAUCUCAUUAAGAGGACUUAGAUUAUUUCCUGAUGUGGUCUAGCUGGGUACAGGGCAAUUCCAAUGGUCCAUUGGUACCAAUGGUACGAUUGGUACCAAUGGAAAAGCGUCCUAUUCCAAUGGUUCUAUUGGUGAAUAUGCAUCUUAUUAAGGAGAGUUACCUUAUUUUCUCAUGUGGUCUGGCUGGGUAAAGGGCAAUUCCAAUGGUCCAUUGGUACGAAUGGAACGAUUGGUACCAAUAGAAAAUGAUGUCAUUCCAAUGGUUGUAUUGGUGAAUAUGCAUCCAUUAAGGGGAGUUAAAAUCUUGUUACCAAUAGAAAUUGAUGAAAGUCUCUUGAAAGUUGUAUUCAGUUGGCAGAUCCUUCACUGCUGUUCCAUUCAUGGUGUUUAUUGUUAGAAAUAGAGUGUUUUAAUUUUAUUAAUUGGGUUCCCAGUUUUAGAAAAGCGAAUGUGAAUUACAGAGAAAUUGUGACUUAUCGAUAGAAGUUUAGACAUGUUUUGCGAUUGGAUUUACAACAUAGAAGCUUCCAGGAGUUUUGUUGGUCUACAUCUUCAUUGUGGCAGUAUAAUAAAUAUAACAUAAGAAAUAAAAAUCUCCAUCGAUUCGUUUGUUUAGUGAUUGAUGAAUAUCUUGAUGGCCAACUGAAGAGUUGCUCACAGACUUCUGUGUUGAUAUUCUGUAGGUAAAAAGGAAAGUCAUCUAUAGAUUAUUCAAAGAUAAUUACAAAAAAUAUGUUAAACAUUACAAAAGAGUACAGUAAAUAUAUAAAAAGGGGAAUGGUAAGAGCUAAAAAUUAAUCUCUAUAAUUAUAUGAUUAUACAUAAUAUAUAAGAAACCUUGUUUAUGACGUUGUAUGCCUAGCAAAGUUGCUUACUUAUGAGUUUUUAUUUGAAGCUUAAAGCAUCUUUGCUUAGUUUUAAUUCAUUGUCCAGUGAGUUCCCUUAUUCACUGGUCUGUAAUAGAAGCUUGAAAAGGGACUUCUCUUAAGUGAUCUUUUACCGAGUAAGGAAAGGCCAACGCACUGAACACCAGCUGCUGUAAAAAUCCCGCUGUUUUGCGAGUGUGCCGGUGAAAAAUCUUAAAAAUGUUGCGUUUACAAAGAACGCUAAUUUUAAAACGGGAAAAGAUUGGGUCUGUUAUUCUUCCAUGGAGAUUUUUAUUGUAUAGGAGAAGAUAUCAAAUAGGGACUAAAAAGGGUUGAGUGAAACGUCAGGUUCUUAAAAGUAGCACAUGCAUAAAACUGUUGUACUUCUCGAACUACAGCCAAUAAAAGGGAAACUGAGCGUGACCUACAAGUUCUUGAAUGUUUCAAAUGUUGAGUGAUGUUGCGCUAUGGCUAAACAGGGGCACCCAACGACGGUUUCCUCCAAAAUACGUUGAUAACCCUUUUUACGCUAUCCAGAGUACUUUUAGAUUUCUAGAAAUGCAUUCUAAGCGAUGCUAACAAAUUUUUACCUGUUCGAUCAUCCUAGGGGAACUUAUAAGUCUUUGCGAAAUUACAAGGGCUUCAGUAUUAUUUUCCAAAAAAUUUUAAGAGCAAUUUAACGUUUUACGAAAGUGAGAAUUUUUUUGAUUCCUCCGCUCCAUCACAUUUUAGAAUCAGAAAAUUUUAGGCCUUCUUUAUCUAAGGAAAAUAGUGUAACCUAUUUAGUAAAAUAUGAAAAAUCAAACUUCAGAAAAUCGCAGGGAAUUUAUUAGAGAAGCUUCGAAAAUUGUACAUGAAUGGAAUGUUCCUCUAGAAAUUUUUAGCCGUCUCCUCCGAACAGAUAUUUUACAGAAAACGGUCGUUGGGUAUCCCUGGCUAAAUAGUGUCAAAUUUCGAAAAAGAAGAGUACUUACUUUUCUUAGGUUCUGUGGCAACAAUGUCCAAUCCAGAUCGUUUUCGUUUUGCAUACGGGCAGCCAUGACUUUACGGAAGUUUCGAAAAUCACGCAGGUGUGUAGACUGAAGCGACAACAAGCCAGCGAAAUUACAACGUGCUUUUAUCCCUAACAGACGCGAACACAGUCACUGGAAUUGCUAUCUCCCUAGAGUGGUAUCACGCCUCAUCCAAUAAAAAGGU